Molecule: messenger RNA, 4778 nt
Organism: Betta splendens (Siamese fighting fish)
Lineage: Eukaryota; Metazoa; Chordata; Actinopteri; Anabantiformes; Osphronemidae
Gene: sertad4
Product: SERTA domain containing 4
Exons: 4
Coding region: 1738-2790 (350 amino acids)
Cellular component (GO): nucleus
Source: RefSeq, a predicted model, not a curated record
UUUCAGCGGGUUGGCAAUAUUGAAAUGUACAAAUUUACCUAUUUUACCUAUUCUCAUCCAAAGUCAUAACUACAAUAAUUCACAGGAGUGCUGCAACGUUUCCCCAUGAAUCCAACUGCCUCCAGGUCUAAUGGGAAGUGGAUGAAUUGUUUCAGCUCUGCAGGAUAAGUAGUUCCUUACUAUACAGUAGCUGCUGGAAGUAAAAAAAAUCUGUAAUAUCCACAAAUAUUUCCUAAUUUGAAUGGUUUUAGGAAAAGAAACCUUUUAGGGUGGUUGGGAUCUUAAAACAUAAAAAAAAUCAUCAUCAUAAAAUCAUCUUAAAACAUAUACAUAAGCACUCUGAAGAAAGGUUUUCAGUUAGAUACGCUAUAUUUUAUCACCCAACCAUAUAAUAACACUCUACUCUUGACACAUUUUUUGUCUGAUUGAUCUGAUCUUGCUGCUUUGCGUGUUUUCUGCACAAACCCGAAUCUUUGAGCGAUAGUUCAAGUCAACAAUCACAAGUCAAAAGAGGGAGCAUAGACUGGAUGAGACACAGAAGGUUUCUACAAUUAACUGUGUUCUCCAGCGCAUUCCACAGCUGAACACAGAACAAAGCGCUUAGGGGGAGAAAUGCUGGAAAAUAGGAUUCAGUGGCUGCUGCUGUAUCAAAGGGGAAAUGCAUAACAGAUGAGAGGGGCUUGCUCCCUCCCCUCUCACCUCCCUGCAGAGCAGCUCUCCAACACGCUACCUCUGGGUAAAAAAACAAAAGUGUUAGGCCACCUUAAAGUGCUGUCGGAAAUAUAAAUAUGAAAUAUUUACAUCACGUCCUAAUAAAGUGCUAUUAAUUACAGAUUUUAAGAACUGUUAAAAAAUCAUCAAAAUGUAUACAGUACAAAACAUUGAGCAAAUGACCCAUUUGUUGGGUUGAAUAAAUGGAGACGGCAUAACAUUUAAACGUUUUGUUUGGGUAUGUGCGUAUAUAUGUAACAUAUAUAUAGUAUGUAACAUAUAUUUCUCACAUUUAACGAAUUAACAAAAAAAAUAGACUUAUAAGUUAAAAAAGCAAUGAGGUUAAAGAUGCCAUUUGGGAUGCCAAGAGUGCCUAUUAAUAAUAAAGCAAAAAAAUAAUUAACGUAUUGAUAAACUCUACGAGCAGUAAGAUUACAGAGUGUUCACCUACAACUUCGCGGACAAAACAGUGGGCGAAAAUCCGAGCCGCGCCUGAACACCUCAGCAGUAGUUGACUGGAAGGGAUGGAGCUGCGACGCUGGUGUUGUUCUCUCCGCCGAGCAUUCAUAUUAACUGUCAACCCGGCUGCUCGGGACGCUCUGCACGGAGGAGCUCCCUAAAUGGACUACGCACGAGCCUCUUCGCACGAGCCCAGGAGAAACAGGAAGAACGGCCGCUCACCUUUCCCUCCGACCGAAGCGCGCGCGGGGUCUCCGUGGGAGAAACGCGUCCAUUUACUAUUUGGACAAGUAGUUAAUUAAGUCGUAAUUAAUUAGUAAUUACAAAGGCAGUACUUGCGCCACCGCCGCUGUUUGCCUGUCUGCUGCUAGGCUAAAUUUAGAAGGAACCACCGGAGGACUCCGUAGCCUAGUGUUUAUUCAGUCCAGAGUUUUUUUGUUUUGUUUUUUUAUUUUUUAUUUUUUUAUUUUCCAGCAACACCUUGGAUUUCAGUCAUUAUUACGGAGCAAGCGUGGAGCCGAGGACAAGGUCUAACCAAUUCAAAACAGACAGAAAUCUGAGAAAGAGAUGACCCUCGUUUUGUCCAUGAAUCCUUUCCUGGACCCCGAAGGAGACCCUCCGCCCUAUCACCCCAUAUGGGAGAGUGAGCGGCACACAAAGACCUGCCUGUCAAACCCAGCGCCACCAUGCAGCUCUGAAGAGCAAUUCACGCAAGCAGUACCCCCUUGUAGACGAGUUCCAGAUCAUGUGUCAGUGUCACAAAUUGCAUACUUCAAGAGGAAGUUUGUUGAUGAUGAUGAUGAACCUCCCUUCAGUUUCAGGACGUACUGCCAGAGUGUCGCCUCUGUUUUGGAGGAGCGUGCCCAUGUGCUGCGUCUGUCCUUGGAGAAGAUGAGAUUUAUCGACGACCCUGAGGCCUUUCUCCGUCGCUCUGUCCUCGUUAACAACCUCCUGCGUCGCCUGCGAGCAGAGAUCCUGCUCCAGAGCACUGACUGGUGCUUCCCGCCAAAUCCAACAUUUGCCACGGGGUCCUGUGUCCUUCCACCCAGCAACAACCCAGCCCACCAACCAUUUCAAGGAGCAGUACCCGCCCGGAUUUGCUUAUCACCCCAAGCUGGACCGCCCUUCCGUAAGCGCUUCCGAAUGGUCCGUGGAGGACAGGGGGAUCUACGUCCUGACUGUGCACAGACAUGCUGCUGUAUUUAUGCAGUGGCAGCAGCUGCAGGACAUUACCUGCACUUCCCAUUCUCCAUGUAUAAUGCAGCACUCUCUACCUGCUCAUCCACUCCACACUCUUCCUCCUUUGUUCAACUUGCUAGCCAUAGUAGGUUAGGGCUAACAAUGGCUGUAGAUGAUGAGGAAGAGGAUGUUGACGAGGAGGAGGAAAAGGAAUAUGAGGAAGAAAGAGAAGAGGAUGAGGAAGAGGAAGAAGAUGAAAGAAGACCAGCAGGGCCUUCUAUUGAUGUUGUUAAAGACAAGUUAAGACAGAAGACUGGUGUUAUACUAGGUCAUGCAAACACAAGGACAGAAGAGGAGACCUGCAUGAAAGAAAAGUUAGAAGAAAAGGAUGAGGGAGAGCAUGAGGAAAUGAGGAAGAGGACGAAGAAGAUCCGAUUGUGAGACCUUGUCAGUGGGACUCAGGAGGAGAGCUUAACAAAGUUAGCUUUUUCCACCGCAGGGACUCAGACAAUGACAAGCUUUAUGAGAAGUUACUUGUAUUUUAUGAAAAUGUACAAUUGAUGACAGCUGUUUUUAGCUCUCCUCAGAAAAUGAAGUUGAGGUCUACUUACACCAUUAUAAUACCAAGUCAGCUUUAUUUUUGGUAUAACUUACACAUACUCUUUAAACUUUAUUUCAGGAUGAGAAAACUAACCAGUACUUUGAGUUUGUUGGCAAUGAAAAUAGGGGAAGUUGUAGUUUUAUAUGGUGGGAUCCUAAAUCCCAAAGCUGAAGUGAAGCUUGCUAUUGCACUGUCUCCAAGACCAUGUUCAGGCUCCACAGCACAAAACUAACAGUCUCAAAUGGGGCUUUAUACAGUAUUUGUGCAAUGAUCUCGAUUCAUGACCCUAAACAAGCCUAUGAAAUGAAGGGUUGUGGAUUUCCAAACGUGUGCUUCUGUAUGUGUUUACAAGUUAUGAUGUAGCAUUUUAAAACUUGAUUUGAAGAUGUUGUUAUUCAUUUUAAACACUGGUUACACGUUCUUGUGUACCUGUUGACUUUGACGCUGUCUCAGGCAAAGGCAAGUUACUGUGGUGCAGCAGCAGUAAGAUGUGUAUUCUUCAUAGUAUUUAAGGGACAACAAUCAUAAAAAAUGGAAAUGUUAAAUGACAAUUUCAAGUGCCUUAGUGUUUUUAUAGACACAUGUAUAUUAUGUAUAACCGUAAAGUAGUGAUUCCAAGUGACUGCGUUUGACUAAAACAGGGCCUGUACAGUAAUUAAAUACAGUAUUUUUGUUUUCAAAUGGUGAGCAGAUGAACAAUUUGACAAACCUUUCCCAGCUAAAACAUGUUCUGUCCUGCUAUACACCAUAAUGCAUGUUUUCCAGAACUACAGUAUCUGUCCAAACAAACACAAAGCCAACAUUUGUGCAAAAGGCAUGAAAAACCUUUUGCAGUGUGGUUUGGUUGCUCUGUUCAUUUAAACUAAGGGUUUACAAAAACAUUUGUAAAGUAAAAUGAUCAUACUAUAAACUGUAAAAUGAUUUGACAGAUUUAGAAGCCAUCAUAACUGGAAACUCUAGACACAUAUUCCUAUAUGCUUUUGCAUUUUCUCCUUAACCAUUUUCUUAGUGAUCAGAUGUUAAGUCACUGAGAGAAAAGGAAUGUUCAUUAACUCACAAUUGACCUUUAAUUAAACUAUUGAUAACAAACAAGUAAAUAGCAGGUAUGAAUUAUUGGACAUUUGUCCCAUAGCAAGUAAAUUACUUAGACUCAGCGUCAUAAGAUGUCAAAAACCUGACUGUUAUUUGUACAGAUGGAAAUUUUCACCCACCUGUUUUAUAAAAAGUAUCCUUCAAAGAAAAGAUCAACAUUUUGAUUGGCAUCAGAAGAAAUCCAAGCUCUGCUAAUGCUAAUCAUUUAGAGAAACUGACAUACAGGAUGUCACAGUCUUAUCAAAGCACAGUAUGACCUGCCUGUGUUUCCUGACUAUCCAGUUCCUGUAAAACAUCAAGCGAGGCUGACUGAAACGCCUUGGCUGCAGACCAUUGUUACUGCAGCAGUUACAGUAGGCUGAGGGCAAAUGGUGUGUACGUAUACAGUAUAAUAUGUCAUUUUAUAAUAAAACAGAGCUUUAAGAUCAGCCACUCUAGGACAUGAACUUCAUUAUAUACCAACCGAUUCUUAUUGACAUACAGUAGUGGAGCCUUCCUGUUAUAAUGGUUGUUUGUUUGAAGAAUGCAGUCCACACCCUAAAAAUCAUCACAAACCAAAGUUGUUUUGUAAAACCGGUAAUAUUAGUCAACCGUGUUUGUUUUUGUUUUUUUGUGUGAUGUGCCCAAUGGCACACGUUGCACAAGGUGGAUGGUUAUCUGUUGGUUUGCUGGGUGGAUUAUUCCUGUGUUGACUCCUGUGUUUUUUCCUUUGGCCAUAAAAAACAGAUCAAAAACA